AUGAGUGAAUGUUUGAAAUAUCAUAAACCAAAUAAAGAAUGCAUGAAAUAUGCAAUUAUUUCACACAACAUUGAUUUUGUUACAUUCUUGAUGAAUGAAUACAAUAUAGAGAUCGAUUUAGAAAAUUGUGGAAGUUACAAUAAUCUUGAAUACUUUUUAAUUUAUUUCGAUCAAACUAAUGAUAUAAACAAAUGCUUUGUUUAUUCACCAUUUCUUAAUAUUCCAUCCCUUUUGGAAUACUUUCUUUCACAUGGUGCGAAUAUCAAUGAAAAAGGUGAAGAUGGAGACACCGCACUUCAUAAUGCAGCAUGGAAUAAUAGUAAAGAAACUGCUGAAUUUCUUAUUUCACAUGGUGCUAAUAUCAAUGAAAAAGAUAAUUAUGGAAAAACCGCUCUUCAUAAUGCAGCAUGGGGUAAUAAUAAAGAAACUGUCGAAGUUCUUAUUUCACAUGGUGCAAAUAUCAAUGAAAAAGAUAAAGAUGGAAAAACUGCACUUCAUGUUGCAGCAUGGAAUAAUAGUAAAGAAACUGCUGAAUUUCUUAUUUCACAUGGUGCUAAUAUCAAUGAAAAAGAUAACGAUGGAGAAACCGCACUUCAUACUGCAGCAUGGAAUAAUAGUAAAGAAACUGCUGAAUUUCUCAUUUCACAUGGUGCUAAUAUCAAUGAAAAAGAUAACGAUGGAGAAACCGCACUUCAUACUGCAGCAUGGAAUAAUAGUAAAGAAACUGCUGAAUUUCUCAUUUCACAUGGUGCUAAUAUCAAUGAAAAAAAUAACGAUGGAAAAACCGCACUUCAUAUUGCAGCAUUGGAUAAUAGUAAAGAAACUGCUGAAUUUCUUAUUUCACAUGGUGCUAAUAUCAAUGAAAAAGAUAACAAUGGAGAAACCGCACUUCAUACUGCAGCACGGAAUAAUAGUAAAGAAACUGCUGAAUUUCUUAUUUCACAUGGUGCUAAUAUCAAUGAAAAAAAUAACGAUGGAAAAACUGCACUUCAUGUUGCAGCAUGGAAUAAUAGUAAAGAAACUGCUGAAUUUCUUAUUUCGCAUGGUGCGAAAAAAUAA
Trichomonas vaginalis G3 is the source of this 1059-nucleotide messenger RNA. RefSeq names its product cyclin-dependent kinase inhibitor 2C-related family. Gene Ontology annotation, molecular function: protein binding. Bases 1 to 1059 code for a protein of 352 amino acids. The record is from RefSeq and is a predicted model, not a curated record. Lineage: Eukaryota; Parabasalia; Trichomonadida; Trichomonadidae. The transcript has a single exon. Gene Ontology annotation, cellular component: cytoplasm; nucleus.